Ipomoea nil (Japanese morning glory) is the source of this 2051-nucleotide messenger RNA. Its product is annotated as transcription factor ICE1-like. The coding region runs from base 180 to 1769 and encodes 529 amino acids. The transcript has 4 exons. The record is from RefSeq and is a predicted model, not a curated record. NCBI's taxonomy places the organism in Eukaryota, Viridiplantae, Streptophyta, Magnoliopsida, Solanales, Convolvulaceae. Gene Ontology annotation, molecular function: sequence-specific DNA binding; DNA-binding transcription factor activity; protein dimerization activity. Gene Ontology annotation, biological process: regulation of DNA-templated transcription. Gene Ontology annotation, cellular component: nucleus.
CCAUAUGAUGUUUGAGCACAAAACUACAAAACGCCAUUGCUCUCUCUUUUUUCCCUGGCUUUCUGAUCUGUUCCCGGCCGGCCUUUCCAAAUCCUUAAUUGUUGUGACAACAGCACAGCAAAUUGAAGGGAAACAGGUAGAGAUCGAAUCCUUGGAAAUAAAGAAACCAAGGGAAAAAAAUGGUGUCAAGAGUGGAUGGCAUGGUGUGGAUGGACAGGAAAGAGGGAGACGAUGAUGAACAAGGCGCGGGUUCUUGGGCACAAAACAACAACAACUCCAUAAAUGGGGGAUUGGAGGGCCCGGGGAAAGGAGGAGGAAUGGAAAUGAGUGGGGUGGCUAUGUUCAAGUCGUUGCUGGAAGGAGAAGAUGUGGGGUGGUACAUGCCCAGCCACCAUAGCCUCGCCGCCAUGCAAAGCCACGGCGACAUUAUUUCUUUCGGCGAAGCUGAUCAUCAUCAGAGCAACGCCGGCGGCCUGUUCUUGCACCCAGUGGAGUCAACCUCUUCCUGUUCUCCAUCUUCUGCUCCGACAACAGCCUUGAACAGCCUCGAGUCUCAGUCUCAGUCUCAGGUACACUAUUUCUUGGCUCCCAAAACCAACAAUAGCAUGAUGAUGAUGAAUAAUCCGUUGGAAAGUGGUGGGUUUGAGUUGGGGUGUGAAAAUGGGUUUCUCCAAAAUCAUGGUUUGAGCAGAGGGACAGGAGGGAUUUUGGGUGGUGGGUUUGGUGAAUUUAGCUCAGAUGAGAAUCCCAAUUUGCUGCAAAGUGGUGGUGGUGGUGGUCCAUUAGGGUUUGGAGAGGCCUUCAAUGACAAUAAUAAUAAUAAUAAUGUUUUGUUCCUUAAUAAUCUGAAUAGGUCUAAACUGUUAAAACCACUUGAUAAUUUUGGGUCAAUUGGUGCACAACCCACUCUGUUUCAAAAGAGGGCUGCUCUGAGGAAGAAUAAUAAUUUGGAGGUUGUGGGUAGUUGUAGUGGUGGAAUUAGGUGCAAUGGGGAUGUUGAUAAGAAGGUGGAAGUUGAUUUGAAGAGGAAGGAAAACAAUGGUGAUGAAGUGAGGAAAUUAGACACCAUCAGGUCCUCCAACUUCAACUAUGAUGAUUCAGAUGAGCUGCUGCUGCUGAAUAAUUGUAAUGACGACGAUGAGAGCGUUAAGACUGGUGGUGGAGAUGAGAAAGGGAAGAAGAAGCAGGCUGGUGGGGGGCUUCCUGCUAAGAAUCUCAUGGCGGAAAGGCGCCGCCGCAAGAAGCUCAAUGAUAGGCUUUACAUGCUCAGGUCUGUUGUCCCCAAGAUUAGCAAGAUGGACAGGGCUUCAAUCUUGGGGGAUGCGAUUGAAUACUUGAAGGAGCUUGUGCAGAAGAUCAAUGACCUCCAAAAUGAACUCGACUCUCCCACCACUCCCUUCUACCCUUUGACACCAACUACUGCUACUGCUACUGCUGCGUCUUCCCUAACCUCCCGCAUCAAACAAGAAAUCUCUCCAAGCCCGCUGCCUAGUCCAACUCCACAACCCCCCGCAAGAGUUGAAGUGAGGGUAAAAGAAGGAAGAGCUGUGAACAUCCAUAUGUUUUGCAGCCGUAAGCCUGGCCUCUUACUCUCAACAAUCAGGGCUCUCGAUAACCUUGGCCUGGAUGUCCAACAGGCUGUUAUCAGCUGCUUCAAUGGCUUUGCCAUGGAUAUCUUCCGAGCAGAGCAAUACAAGGAAGGUGAUAUCCAUCCCGAUCGAAUCAGAGCUAUACUUCUGGAUUCUGCUGGCUUCCAGGGGAUGAUCUAAGCUGCUCAACUUGUUGUUCAAUGCCUGAUGUUUAUCCAAGUCAAGUCGACAGACAGUUUUCUGCUCUUCCUGAUUGGCAGCCAAUGCCAAUAUUUAUCUAUCUGCACCAACAAAUCAGAUAUACAUGAUCUACUUUACCAUUUCCCUUCCCCUAGGCAUGCCCUAGUUCAUCUUCGCUGCUUAGCUUCAAGCAUUUUCUUCAUUUGUAAGAAACAAGUAAUUGUUUUGCAGACUCUGAGUGUUGAUUUCUAAUUCUAUGUUGUUUACAUUCUGAGUUAAUUA